This is a messenger RNA of Penicillium waksmanii, 1815 nucleotides long. Its product is annotated as dihydroxyacetone kinase. Lineage: Eukaryota; Fungi; Ascomycota; Eurotiomycetes; Eurotiales; Aspergillaceae. Gene Ontology annotation, molecular function: ATP binding; glycerone kinase activity. The transcript has 3 exons. The record is from RefSeq and is a predicted model, not a curated record. Bases 1 to 1815 code for a protein of 604 amino acids. Gene Ontology annotation, cellular component: cytosol. Gene Ontology annotation, biological process: glycerol catabolic process.
AUGAAGUCCAAGGCCUUUUUCAGUGAUCCUACACGGAUUGUCGACCACAUGUGUGGUUCGUUGGCGGCUCAGAACCCAUCUCUGCGAUAUGACGAUGAAAAUAAAGUUCUCUUUCGCCCAAUUGACCAGAACGAAAAGAAAGUCAGCUUGAUCAGUGGCGGUGGCUCCGGACAUGAGCCUGCGCACGCUGGGUAUGUUGGCAAGGGAAUGCUAGACGCGGCUGUCUGCGGAAAGGUGUUUGCUUCACCCAACUUCGAUCAGAUUAUUUCAGCAUUUGAUCGUGUUGCAACGCCGCGAGGAAUUCUCGUCAUCGUCAAGAACUACACCGGUGACAAGCUCAAUUUUGGCCUUGCUUCAGAGACAUACCAAGCGCAGACUGGAAUCCCCACCAAUAUUGUCACAAUUGCAGACGACGUCUCAGUACCAUACUCGCGUGGAAAGCUGGUUGGCCGUCGAGGCUUAGCCGGUGCGGUCAUUGUUCAUAAAAUUGCUGGUGCUGCCGCACUCCGUGGUCUGGAUCUUUCCCAGGUGUCCAAGAUUGCCCAGCAUGUCUCCGAUAACAUGGCCACCAUUGGAUGCUCAUUGGACUAUGCCAACCUCCCAGGUGGUCACGAUCAACCUUCCAUUCCCGAAAAUGCCAUUGAGCUGGGAAUGGGCAUCCACAAUGAACCUGGUGCCCAGCGCAUCUCGCCGCAGCCCACCAUUGAACAACUCGUCGGCAACAUGCUGAAGCUGCUAUUGACUGAAAGUGACCCAGAGCACGGUUUCCUGAAGUUCCAGGGAAUUCCCCAAGACCAGUCCGAGCUUGGAUUGAUGGUGAACAACCUCGGAGGAUUGUCCGUCCUCGAGCUGCAGGCCAUUGCAAACGUUGUCUUGGAGGACCUGAAGAACCAAUACAAUAUCGUGCCAAUUCGUAUCUAUGUCAAUACUUACUUGACCGCUCUGGAUGCGCCAGGUUUUAGCAUCACGCUCGCCAACCUGACACCUAAAAUAUUCCCCGAUACCAACUUGCUCUCAUUGCUCGAUGAGCCUGUCAAAAUGGCCAGCUGGGCUACCUGCCAUCCCUUGCCUAACCCGGCGAAGAGAUCGAACUCGCCACAACACGGAGAGCGCGCCCGCUCUCCGGUCGUGAAGCAAAAUAUCUCUUGUGACAAAAUUUUGUUUACUGCUGUUCUCCAGAAAAUCCUUGCUCAGGUGACGACCGAUGAGCCAAAACUUACAGAAUACGAUACUCUCAUGGGAGAUGGAGACUGUGGUACUACACUCCUUGCGGGUGCAAAGGCUGCAUUUGGCAUCGCUGAAGAAAAUGACGAGAACCUCGCCAACCUCGCCAAGGGGUUAAUGAAGAUCGCUUCUGCUGUCCGCAGCGGUAUGGGUGGAACAUCUGGUGCUCUCUACGGAAUCUUCCUCAAUUCGUUCGUGUCUGCUGUCCAGCGGAACUUCGAAGACUUCAAGGAGGUCAACAUUCAACUAUUUGCUAGGAGCGCGACUCAGGCUCUGGAAACCCUGAAGGGCUACACCAACGCUCGGGAGAAUAGCCGAACUUUGAUGGAUGCAUUGAUUCCUUUUGUGAAUGAGUUGUCAAAGGCUGUGUUCACUGAUAAUGCCAAUUCUUCGGAUGCAUUACAAAGAGCUGUGAAGGCAGCUAGCGACGGUGCAGAGUCCACCAAGUGGAUGGUAUCGUCCUUCGGUCGAUCGACUUAUGUUGGUGCCGGCGGUGAUGAGGACCCUACCAAGGGUAUUCCGGAUCCAGGUGCCUGUGGAAUUGUGUCGAUCAUCACAGCUAUUCAAAGCGGACUUCAAUCUCCGAAUUGA